Molecule: messenger RNA, 1159 nt
Organism: Arabidopsis arenosa
Lineage: Eukaryota; Viridiplantae; Streptophyta; Magnoliopsida; Brassicales; Brassicaceae
Source: the annotation of a GenBank genome assembly
CAUAAAUUUAUUAUCUUCUUCUUCUUCAACCUUCCAAAAUUCUCUCUCUCUACUCUGCAACAAUGGAUAGUCCGACGAGCAUACGUAGUAAACCACCACCGGAGACUCUUUCUCCAUGCGGUAGUCAACGACGGAGAAGCAGCUGCGACUCUAACCCACCUGAGUUCGAGUUCUGGCGUUUAACCAACUCUUCAUUUCCUCAAGCUGAUUCAGAUCUCCUCUCCGCCGACGAGCUUUUCCACGACGGUGUUCUUCUUCCUCUUCACCUCCUCUCCGUGAAGUCAGAGCUUCAGUCCGACCCGAAUAUCGUAGAAUGCGACCCGGAUCCAUCUCCUUCACCGGUUAGUUUGAUUACAGAGCAAAAGAAUGAUCUUGAACCCGGUUUAGGAUCCGAGUUGACCCGAGAAACAACGGUUUCGAAGCGGUGGAGAGAUAUUUUCAGAAAGAGCGAAACCAAACCACCGGGGAAAAAAGAGAAGGUGAAAGAGAAUAAGAAGGAGAAGAAGAAAACCGGGUCGGGUCCGGGUUCGGGUUCGGGUUCGGGUUCAGGAGCAGAGCUGAACAUCAACAUUUGGCCGUUUUCAAGAAGUAGAUCCGCAGGGAACAACGUGACCCGACCCAGAAUGUCGUUUGGAGCUCCGACGACCCGGAAAGUCAGUAGUGCGCCGUGUUCACGUAGUAACUCCACCGGCGAAUCCAAAUCGAGGAAGUGGCCGAGUAGUCCUGGUCGUAACGGCGUGCAUCUUGGUCGGAGCAGUCCGGUUUGGCAAGUCCGUCGAGGAGGUGGAGCUCCGGUUGGGAAAACGAUACCCGAACCGAUGGGUCGGGUUGUGGGUAAAAGGGAGAUUCCCGAGACGCGUAAGGGUAAAACGGUCAUUGAGAGCAAUAAAGCAAAAGUCUUGAACUUGAACGUGCCUAUGUGCAUCGGUUAUCGGAGCCGGUUAAGCUGCAGAACCGAAGAGAGUGGUGGUGUAAUCAUGUAAAAGUGUUCAUUUUAUCAAAAGACCCUCUUAAUAUAUAGUCUCGAGGGUCCAUUUUUAUUGUUCUUAAUUUCGGUUUUUUAUAAUUGGCUGCUUUUGCUGUUAGUACGAUGUGUGGAUUUAGGUAGAUUAUCGUAUUUGCUUAUAUAUAUAUCAUGUAAUUAAGAACUCGAUGCUUA